CGUUUGUUUCUGUUUGCGAAAUAAUCACCGCGAUGGCGACAGCACACAAGGGCGUUGAGCUGCCGACCCUGAACGGCCGAGGACUGCGCAUCGGCAUUGUGCGCGCACGAUGGAACCCGACCGUGAUUGAUGCGCUGAACGCCGGGUGUCGCGCUGCGCUGCUUGAGAGCGGGGUGGCCGAGUCGGACAUUGUCGAGGUGAUGGUUCCGGGCUCCUACGAGUUGCCGUUCGCAGCCAGCGUGCUGCUCAACUCUGCGGAUGCCAAGGUGGACGCUGUCGUGUGCCUCGGCUGCCUGAUCAAGGGCGAGACCAUGCACUUUGAGUACAUUUGCGAGGCCGUCACGCAGGGCAUCAUGCGGCUGAAUCUGGACAGUGGCAAGCCAGUCAUGUUUGGCGUGCUCGCCUGUCUCACAAUGGACCAGGCGCUCGCUCGCGCGGGGCUCGGCGACAGUCCCUCCAAGCACAACCACGGCAUCGACUGGGGCAAGGGUGCUGUCGAGAUGGCUCUGCUCCGAACGCAGUUCCCUCGCAGCUCAAAGUGAUUUCGCGGUUGUUUUUUUCCACUGUGCUCAUCGCGUCGCAGAGAGGGUUAGCAUCGUGUAACAAUGUAAUAAAAGAAACACAACAAAGUGCAUGUUGCAA
This is a messenger RNA of Capsaspora owczarzaki ATCC 30864, 642 nucleotides long. RefSeq names its product 6,7-dimethyl-8-ribityllumazine synthase subunit. NCBI's taxonomy places the organism in Eukaryota, Filasterea, Ministeriida, Capsasporidae. Bases 33 to 542 code for a protein of 169 amino acids. Gene Ontology annotation, cellular component: intracellular anatomical structure; riboflavin synthase complex. Gene Ontology annotation, biological process: riboflavin biosynthetic process. The record is from RefSeq and is a predicted model, not a curated record. The transcript has a single exon. Gene Ontology annotation, molecular function: 6,7-dimethyl-8-ribityllumazine synthase activity.